CUGAAUCAUCUUUUCGUUUUUAAUAAUUUUAUUUGUUUACUUAACGUAACACAAUUUUCAGGUGCAAUAUAAAAACUGCUGAACAUAUAUUAUCAUACAAAAGGAUAAUCCAUCACUUCAAAAUGUUAACGGAAAACUAGUUUAUAGAAGGCCAGAGCAGGGAAAGACCGGUCCCAUACUGCCUUCAGUCGUGCAAGAAAGUUGAUCAGUCGCAUGUUCGGUUUGACAGCGAGCGCAUGAUAGCGCUCUCGUGCGCGUUAGCAGCUGCUGUCAGACUAUAGAAAAAACAACGCAGCCAUUUUGAGCCUGGUGCAAAAACUCAUAAAUUGACAAAUAAGUUAAUGUUAUGUUCUUUAGAACGGGCGAAAAUCUACAUCAAUUGGUAACAUUAUCGACAUCCUAUUGCUCAUUUCCAUUUGGCAACAUAGCCACCGAGAGUAAUCCUCAGUCUGUCGUCCUAUUUUUGCUGUGCUAUCCCGUCCGACUGGCAUUCUGAAAUGCAACUUGCAACCAUUUGUCCCAAGCUUUAACUCCAGAAAUAACCAAUCACAGCACUCUAGAAUCCUGUGUCAGGAGCGGUAUAGCCAAUCCACGCAUGCGUCUCACGAGCGAACGUAACAGGGCAAAGAUGGCGGCGGGUUCCGAUUUGCUGGAUGAUGUUUUCUUCAACACAGAGGUGGACGAGAAAGUAGUUAGUGAUCUAGUUGGAUCUUUGGAGUCUGAGCUCACGGGAUCGGGUCACGGAGACUCCACGGUCAGGGUCCAGUCUUCAGCAAAUCACAUUGGCAACUCAGCAGUAGGUGGCAAUUCCAAUGUCCAGGGCAGCAAAAUGGGACUUUCACAAGAGCUUGCUAAAGCAGGGACUGGUGGAGUGCAAGGCGGUGUCAUUAAUAGUACGAGGUCCCAAGGUUCAACCAUGGAUGCAGCAGCCGGGACCACAUCGGCAGCGGGAUCGGGAAUGGCAGGCGGUCAAAGCAAGUUGGUCGGUGGGAUUGUAACGGUGGCAGGCAGCGGAAAACCUGAAACAACUGGUGUGCAAACUUUGAAUGGAAGUAGCGUAAUGAUAAACUCUCACAAUUCGGAAAGCUCAACUAAUAGCAGUAGCAACAACACUUCACCAGCUACCACUAUUGUCAACAACGGACCUGGCUCUGGAGUCAAAGGAAACGUAAUUCUUUCAUCAACCUCUGGCACUGUCAUUCAAACUCCUUUAAUUAAUACACAUAAGGCUGUCACAUCGACUGUAAUAUCUCAGCCUUCCUCCACUUUGAACAGUGUGCCUACCGUCACACUCGUGAGGCCGCCUAUGCAAACCCCCGGAGCAAAUACUCAGCAGAGCGGGAGCAACACAGUUCUGACAUCAGCUGUCAGCGUUGCCAAUCCUGCAUGUUCAGGACCUCAGACUAACAAAUUCGAAACACCAAAAACGAUUAUUCAAACAACAGCACAGAUCGCGGCGUCUAGUGCUACAGCUGCAGUGAAAAGCCCACCGACUUUACAAAACGUAAUAAGGACUUCCACCCCAACAACAAUUGCUGCGAAUCCUGGCGGAAUACGAGCAAUUGCUCCGCAAGUGUUGGCUCCACGGCUUGCCCAGCCUCAACAGAAUGCUCCAAACAUCCAAAACAUUCAGCUUCCGCCAGGGAUGGUCCUGGUGAGAAGUGAGACUGGGCAGCUGUUGAUGAUCCACCAGCAGACCCUGGCCCAGAUGCAGGCUCAGUCCCAGUCCCAAAGCGCCAUGGCACCACGGCCAGCCACGCCCACCAGCACUCCCUCUGUCCAGAUCAACUCUGUUCAGGCUCCAGGGUCCCUGUUGACCCGUCAGGUGUCCCCCACCAGCAUCAUCAAGCAGGGUUCCCCAGUGCAGGCUAGUGUGCAGGCCACCACCACGCUCCAGAGGCCUCCGGUACUGCAGAACACCAUCAUGCUGGGAGGGUCCGCCAGCACCCCAGGCCAGCCUCUGGUCACCCCCUCCCCAGGACAGGCUGGCUCUGCUGCGGUGAGGACCCCCGCUCCUCCCUUGGCCGUCAGCACGGAGACUGUGGAGAAUGUGAAGAAGUGUAAGAACUUCCUAUCCACGCUGAUCAAGUUGGCGUCCAGUGAAAAGCAGUCCUCUGAGACCACAGCCAACGUCAAGGAGCUGGUUAAGAACCUUCUGGAGGGGAAGAUUGAAGCAGAGGACUUCACUAGUAGGUUGUACAAGGAGCUCAACUCUUCUCCUCAGCCCUACCUUGUGCCUUUCCUCAAGAGGAGUCUCCCUGCUCUGCGUCAGCUGACCCCAGAUUCGUCAGCCUUCAUCCAGCAGAGUCAGCUGCCCCUGCCCAGCGCCCAGCCUGCCCCCGCCCCAGCCGCUGCCUCCACCGCCCUGACUGCCGUGGUCUUGGGGGGCACAGCCGCCCAGAGACCCCCCCUCUCCUCCAGUAGCAGUGUGGGGGCCAAACAGUCCCCUGUGAUCAGCCUGGCCCACACACCCCUCAGCAAGCCCAGCCUGAUGGUGCCCCAGCAGCAGGGGGCGCUGGUGAGACCCCAGGUGACCCUGUCCCAGUCCCCCAUGGUGACCCUCCGAGGACAGACCCACAGUCGCGUCAUCAUGGGCCAGCCGCAAAUGGUCAAGCAUCUGCAGGCAGUGCCUGUGAUGAAGCAGCCUCUGGCCCCAGGGGGCCGACCAGCAGCAGGGCCCUCGUCUCUAUUGACGGCAGCUCAGAGGAACAAGCUGAAGGAGGCGGGGGGAAGCUUCAGGGACGAUGAUGACAUCAAUGAUGUUGCCUCCAUGGCUGGAGUCAACCUGUCGGAAGAGAGCGCCCGUAUCCUGGCAACAAACUCUGAGCUUGUUGGCACGGUGACCCGUUCCUGUAAGGAUGAGGCCUUCCUCGCUACCUCUUCACUGACCCGCAGAGUCCUGGAAAUAGGUAAGAAGUUUGGAGUCGCUGAACUGGGCCCUGAGGUCAUAAACUACAUAUCCCAUGCUACUCAGCAGCGACUCCAGAACCUGCUGGAGAAAGUGUCUGAGGUGGCACAGCAGAAAAACAUCACAUUCAAGGAGGAUGAUAAGCACGAGCAGGCGAGUGAUGUCCGGGCUCAGCUCAAGUUCUUUGAGCAGCUGGACCAGAUGGAGAAGCAGAGGAAGGAGGAGCAGGAGAGGGAGAUCCUCAUGAAGGCUGCGAAGUCUCGGUCGCGGCAAGAGGACCCUGAGCAGCUCCGGCUAAAACAGAAGGCCAAAGAGAUGCAGCAGCAGGAGCUGGCCCAGAUCAGACAGAGAGAGGCCAACAUGACUGCCCUGGCAGCCAUCGGACCCCGUAAGAAAAGGAAGAUGGACUCUCCCAUCAGCGGGGCCACAGCUGAGGGCACGAGCUCUGGCCCCUCUCGGGAGGGGGGGUCGGGAGGGGGGGGCUCCAGACAGUUCACCCGCCAGCGCAUCACCAGGGUCAACCUCAGGGACCUGCUUUUCUGCCUGGAGAACGAGAGAGAAACCAGCCACUCCCAUCUCCUCUACAGAGGCUUCCUCAAAUAGCACCGAGAGACCCAGGCCCCACCCAAAAUACUACACUGACCAGCUCCACUCAAACUCCUCCACAUGGGACAGAGGAUGAGCCCUCCCUGUUAUUCGUACAUCCCCUUCCAAGGUGAUGGCACAGAGGGAUAAUAGAACAGCAGUGUGCUGAAGAAGCUCUCAUGUUGUGAAACGCUCAUGGAGAGCAGAAUGGGCCUGGAAGCCUGGCAGGCUCCCACCAGACCAGGCUCCCACCAGACCAGGCUCCCACCAGACCAGGCUCCCACCAGACCAGGCUCCCACCAGACCAGGCUCCCACCAGACCAGGCUCCCACCAGACCUGUCAUAGACUGCCUCUACUGCCCUGCUUGUCAACUGCAUGCUCCCCUUUUGGAGGGGAAACAUCUUUAGAAAUUUUUUUUUAUUAAAAAAUGUUAUUAGAAGUGGGCUUUUGUUUUACCAGGUCUAACAAACCAGUAAAUGCAGUCAAAUCAUGUAUCAAGCAUUCUAACAUAAGGCUUACAAAAGACCUGGGCAAAACUAUGGUUGAUGACAAUGUUGAUUCUAGUUAUGGAUAAAUUUUUUAUUUUCUUAUUUUAGUAACCAUAGAACUAUUUAACACUUGUGGAUUAUUUUAACUUCACUAAUGGUCUUGUCUUCUGCUGAGUUGCCUUUCUUGCCAAAAUAAGCCAUAUGAAUCAUACAUGUUGAACUCUUCAGGUUAGGUAGUGUUAGUUUUAAUCUGAUAGGAGCAACAUUCUGUCUCUUAAUUUAACUGUAUUUACUCCUUUCAGCUUUGAAUGAUCAAUUUUUGUCCCUGUUGUGCUUUUGUUUUUGACUUGGUUUGAAAUGAGUAAUAAUUAUUUAUGUCAGCGUUUAUGUUGAUGAUUAUGAUGAUAUAUUGUGUAUGUGUGCGUGUGUGUUUGUGUAGGUGUUUGAGUGUGUGCGUGUGUGUGUGCGCGUGUGUGUAGUCCGUGUGUAGUCCAUGUCCUCUGGCCCGCUGGAGCCCCUGCUGUGGUGGGUCAGAGUCCUGGAGACACUCUCAUAGACCUGCCACAACACACCCCACCAACAGGAUAGACUAAUUACUAUUUUUGCAAAACAAAACGGAAAAGAAGAAGCUGAUUCACAAUAAUUCAUGAUUGAUUGCACUUGUUUCAGUAAGACUAUUUUCCAACGCUGGAUGCCUGGAGGCCCUAGUAUGUAAUCGUGGUGACGGACUGCACCCGGACACAUCUGCUUUUGGAGUCAGUUGGUCAGAGAGACUUGCCCAUUUUCUAUCUUUUUUAUAUUUCCUAGAGCACAUACUAAUUGGUUCUUUAUACUUGUUUUGUCAUGUUUUAUGAAAGAAUGUCUAUGGAUGGAACUUUUGAUAUACUUCAGUUUGUCCAAGUCUUGUUUGGGUCUGUCAAAAGAGUAGGUCAGAUUUGUCUUUUUUCU
Messenger RNA from Osmerus eperlanus (European smelt), 4930 nucleotides. RefSeq names its product transcription initiation factor TFIID subunit 4-like. The transcript is spliced from 16 exons. Gene Ontology annotation, biological process: DNA-templated transcription; transcription initiation at RNA polymerase II promoter. NCBI's taxonomy places the organism in Eukaryota, Metazoa, Chordata, Actinopteri, Osmeriformes, Osmeridae. The record is from RefSeq and is a predicted model, not a curated record. The coding region runs from base 596 to 3511 and encodes 971 amino acids. Gene Ontology annotation, molecular function: RNA polymerase II general transcription initiation factor activity; protein heterodimerization activity; DNA binding. Gene Ontology annotation, cellular component: transcription factor TFIID complex.